UGUUCUGCAGUGCCCAGGUUGCAAUGGCGGACCACAUGAUGAUGUCGAUGAGCCACGGCGUGAAUGGGCUGCAGGGCUACCGGAUGGGGGUGAACGGCCUGCAGGGCCCUCCCCAACACGGCCAGCACAUGCUAAGGACGAUACCUGCCAAUCACCAGAUGAUGCAGUACGGAAACCCUAGCUUGGACGUCGGGAUGAGGCAACGGUCGGGCAUCAACGGACAGUUGGGGCACCACCAGGUGCCGAAUGCCAUGAUGUUCAAUAAUCCCAACCAGCAGCAGCAGCAGCAAUACAUGGGAUCCGUCGGCACUCAGCAGCUGAUGGCCAGCAUGCAUUUGCAGAAACUCAAUACCCAGUACCAGGGUCAUCCCCUCAUGGGCAUGAGCAACGGGCCCGUGGGGACAGGCGUGCAGCAGUACAGGGUGGGACCCGGCCAGCACCCUGGCAUGCAGCACAUGCCCUCUCCCGCUUUGACCUUGAACGUUAUGGACACGGAUCUCGUCGACGAAGAGGUUUUGACCUCCUUGGUCAUGGAACUGGGGUUGGACCGGAUUCAGGAGCUGCCGGAACUUUUCCUGGGACAGAACGAGUUUGACUUCAUUUCGGACUUUGUCAGCAAACAGCAGCCCAGCGCCAUCAGCUGUUGAGCGGCUGGAAGCGGGUGCUUCUCUCCCCCCCACCCCCAGCU
This is a messenger RNA of Euleptes europaea (tarantolino), 688 nucleotides long. It is a transcript of the gene CITED4, whose product is annotated as Cbp/p300 interacting transactivator with Glu/Asp rich carboxy-terminal domain 4. Gene Ontology annotation, cellular component: nucleus. NCBI's taxonomy places the organism in Eukaryota, Metazoa, Chordata, Lepidosauria, Squamata, Sphaerodactylidae. Gene Ontology annotation, biological process: regulation of DNA-templated transcription. The transcript has a single exon. The record is from RefSeq and is a predicted model, not a curated record. Bases 24 to 647 code for a protein of 207 amino acids.